AUGGCAUCGCCUCAAGCCGCACACUUCAACACGGUGGAGUCGGGGACAGUCUCAUUAGACCAACGGGAACGUGCAGAGGCGCUUUUUCAAAAUGCGAGGCUAGCACGUAAGAGACGGCAAGCAGUUCACCGAGGACUACGCAUAUCUAUUGUGACACUCGUCGGACUUGCUGCAGUAUUGCUCAUCCUCACAUGUGUUCACCGCAUAGGCUUGCGUCGAGUUGCUGGCCGACAUGACUGGCGGAGGCUUGCGAACUCUUCUCCGGGAGGCAACCCCUCUGGAGAUGGUGAGGAGAAAAAUAAUGAUGAAUGCGAACCAAUGUUAGAAGGAGCUCAAGCGGUCCCAGCUUCGGAAGAGACUGGACAAGAAACAGGCGGCGGGCCUGUGUUGGGGGAAGAAUCAUUCUAUGAAGAGGCUCCGUCAGGAACUGAUGAAGCUCGGAUGGAGGAACUUCAAGCGCAUGAGCCCAUGGAGUUAUCUGGGCCUGAGCCAGAGACUGGCGCUGCGGCUCCUGCGCCAUCGACUUCCUCGGGAGUCAGGGCCCCACCAUCUCCUCCACGAAAAAGGAAAGCAAAAACAAAGCAUUUAGAGAAGAGCAGCCCUAGAUCUGGAAGCCCACCGAGUUCAGUGCCACAAAAUGUUGCAGAGUGCUUACUUGGAGUUGAUUACUUUGAAAGCCUUGCGCUUGAUAUGUCAAAUGGGAAUCCUGCACAUGCGGGAAUCGGCAAGCUUGAAGCAAUACAGCAGGCUGCAGAUAACACUCUGAGCUGCGCUGAAAAUGCAGAAGGAGCAGUUAGUCACGAUACUAUGAGUUCACUCGUAAGGUUGCUGGGUCUACUUUUGGACAUGUUCCAGGAUGAAAUGACGAAGACGAGAAUUUUAUUAACUGAGACCGAUUUAGGCCCGGGAAGGGAUGCGCUUCAAGAUGUUAUGGAAAAUUUGAAUGAGGCCGACAAUGAAAUGCGUGCUAUAGAUCAAUUUAUUUCAAGCCAUUCUCCGUACAGAGAAGGCCUAUUUCCAGCAGUACAUGACAACGCAGAUGCAAUGAAAGCCAUUGCCAUUCAUAUGGCCUGUCUGGAGUUGGGGGUAAACAGCGCGGAAGCUCUAGCAGACGCAUAUGAGGAAAAAAGGACAAGUGAAUCACGGGAGAGGCUUGAAGAAUUUUUGGGUGUGUUCGGUUCCUUUGGAGAGCACCUGAGCGUUUUGCUGCAGUGGAUGGAUGGCGCUGGUCUGGAGGGCCCCCGGCGAGUGUUAAGCACUUACUCGACAAUGUUAGAUAAAUUCGUCGGUAUUGCUAGAGAGAGGCUUCACAAUACAAAUACGAGCCUUAAUGUGUCGCCUCUUGCUUCACCAGUGGGGCCUAUGAUAUCUAUAAUUCCAUUUGAUAUGCAAGGCUUCACUGUCGCUUCGCCGGCUAGACCUCUACAGGACGCUACUUUGGGAUUAAGAAACAUGUCUCGUAAACACAGGAGUUCGCCGACCGCUGAGUCACGCGCUCAACUAGAGACGCAGAUAACUCUCUGUGAAAUCCUAAUUGGCGACGCCCAACAACAAGUUUCUCAAGGCCAAAUUGCAGAUCCUUUACUGCCCGAAGUCGUCGGAUGUAUUUGUGAGCUUACUGAGGCCAUUGGGGAGGUUCGUAACAUGUUGGAAAGAUCUUAA
This is a messenger RNA of Eimeria tenella, 1662 nucleotides long. RefSeq lists its product as uncharacterized. The transcript has a single exon. The record is from RefSeq and is a predicted model, not a curated record. NCBI's taxonomy places the organism in Eukaryota, Apicomplexa, Conoidasida, Eucoccidiorida, Eimeriidae. The coding region runs from base 1 to 1662 and encodes 553 amino acids.